Molecule: messenger RNA, 672 nt
Organism: Alternaria arborescens
Lineage: Eukaryota; Fungi; Ascomycota; Dothideomycetes; Pleosporales; Pleosporaceae
Exons: 2
Coding region: 1-672 (223 amino acids)
Source: RefSeq, a predicted model, not a curated record
AUGCCUACCCCUCGCAGGCGCGCUCUUUCUAUUUCGAGAGAAUUGCAACCGAACCAAUUGACGGUUGCUCAACCUCAGUCUACCUUCAUCAAUAAGCUACCUUUGGAGAUUCGACGUAUGAUCUACGAAAAGGCCCUAGGAGAACAGCCCAUACAUACGACUGUAUCAGAUGGGAAGCUCAUUGCUCGACGCUACUCCGAGGCCGUUGAAUAUCUUUACAGAGCCAACGAAUUUUUCAUCUCUACCGACUUGGAAGACUUCCCAACAGCUGGUUAUCUCUCCUACUUCUUCCAACCUCAACGCAUCGCGCAGAUCGGCAACCUCAACAUUGAAUGGGAUCUUGACCGUCAUCAGUAUUUCAAUCUCAACCUAAUGCCUGACCAUCACCGACGCGAGUGGUACAGGUCUUGGGACGGCUUAAGCAACAUGACUGGCCUUCGCCGACUACACAUCAAGUUCUACUUUUGCCUAGACCUUUGGCAGGGAUGUUAUGGCGAGUUCUGGGAGCAAAAUAACGAGGAGCUACUCCAGCCCAUCAAAAAGAUCACGGCUCCAAAAGACUUCCUCAUCACUCUUCCAAACUGGCAAUGUUCGACCAACAUUGACGUUGGUGAAUCCAGAUGCACUUUCGAACUGCCGGAGAGUGUUGACCUGGAAGGGAACGCGUCGUGA